Lathyrus oleraceus (garden pea) is the source of this 2749-nucleotide messenger RNA. RefSeq names its product homeobox-leucine zipper protein ANTHOCYANINLESS 2. Gene Ontology annotation, molecular function: DNA-binding transcription factor activity, RNA polymerase II-specific; lipid binding; DNA binding. The transcript has 9 exons. Bases 117 to 2486 code for a protein of 789 amino acids. Lineage: Eukaryota; Viridiplantae; Streptophyta; Magnoliopsida; Fabales; Fabaceae. The record is from RefSeq and is a predicted model, not a curated record. Gene Ontology annotation, biological process: regulation of DNA-templated transcription.
AAUUCAUUUCUCAAGAUACCCUUAUGGUUGUAAAUUCUAGGAUAAGAAUAAUCAAUACCAAAAAAUCACUGACAAAGCUGAACCACUAGAAAAGAAAGCAAAAAAUUUCUACUUUGAUGAGUUUUGAUGAGAAUAAGCCAGGUUGUGGUGAAAGUGGUAAAAUCAUAUCAGAAGCAGAUAUUAAUGCUUUUAGCAACGGAACAAACCAUAGCAGCAGCAACAACAUAACAAUAAUGCCUUCUGGUGCAAUCUCACAACCUCGUUUAUCAACUCCUACUUCUGUUAAAUCCAUGUUCAACUCACCUGGUCUAUCUUUAGCACUUCAAACAAAUAAUGGUUUGAGAAGGAAUAGAGAAGAAGAAGAAGAACAUGAAAGCAGAUCUGGUGGUAGUGAGAACAUGGAUGGUGUUUCUGGUGAUGAUUUUGAUGCUGCCGACAAUCCACCAAGGAAGAAACGUUAUCACCGACACACUCCUCAACAAAUUCAAGAACUUGAAUCGAUGUUUAAGGAGUGUCCUCAUCCUGAUGAAAAACAAAGACUUGAACUCAGCAAAAGGCUUUGUUUGGAAACAAGACAAGUAAAAUUUUGGUUCCAAAAUAGAAGAACACAAAUGAAGACUCAAUUAGAACGCCAUGAUAAUUCGCUACUUCGGCAAGCAAACGAUAAGCUAAGAGCUGAGAACAUGUCAAUAAGAGAAGCAAUGAGGAAUCCAAUGUGUUCAAAUUGCGGCGAACCAGCUAUCAUUAAUGAAAUAUCACUCGAAGAACAACAUCUAAGAAUCGAAAACGCGAGAUUAAAAGACGAACUCGACCGAGUUUGUACGCUUGCUGGCAAGUUUCUAGGCCGUCCGAUUACGUCGUUACAAAACUCAAAUUUAGACAUCGGUUUCGUUGGUUUGAAUAAUAAUACUUUGCCUUUGGAACAAGAUUUUGGUAUAUCAAUGGAGAGAUCCAUGGUAACAAAUAGUAGCAAUGGAAAUGGUUUUGAUAGAUCAAUGGAGAGAUCUAUGUUUCUUGAACUCGCUUUAUCUGCAAUGGAUGAGUUAGUGAAAAUGGCUCAAACUAAGGAGCCUCUUUGGAUUAAAAGUGUUGAAAGUGGAAGAGAAAUUCUUAACCAUGAGGAAUAUUCAAGGACAGUUGGUUCUUCUUGCAUUGGUUUGAAACCAAAUGGUUUUGUUUCUGAGGCUUCUAGAGAAAGUGGUGUUGUUAUCAUAAACAGCCUGGCUCUUGUUGAAACUUUAAUGGAUUCAAAUCGAUGGUCAGAGAUGUUCCCUUGUGUGAUUGCAAAAGCUUCCACAAGUGAAGUUAUAUCUAAUGGAAUAAAUGGAACUAGAAAUGGUGCUCUUCAACUGAUGCAAGGGGAACUUCAAGUACUUUCUCCAUUGGUUCCAGUUCGUGAAGUGAAUUUUCUACGUUUUUGCAAGCAACAUGCAGAAGGGGUAUGGGCAGUGGUUGAUGUGUCCAUAGAUACCUUCAGAGAAACUUCUUCUGGCGGUGCACCCACUUUUCAUAACUGUAGGAGACUUCCUUCUGGUUGUGUGGUUCAAGAUAUGCCUAAUGGUUACUCUAAGGUGACAUGGGUGGAGCAUGCUGAAUACGAAGAAAACGAUGUUCACCAGCUCUACAAGCCCUUGCUAAGCUUAGGCAUGGGGUUUGGCGCACAACGUUGGGUUGCAACCCUCCAACGCCAAUGCGAAUGUCUAGCCAUCUUAAUGUCAUCAGCACUCCCCUCUCGAGAACACUCUGCAAUAAGCGCGGGAGGAAGGCGAAGCAUGCUAAAGCUAGCGCAACGAAUGACAAACAACUUUUGCGCCGGAGUUUGUGCAUCAACAAUACAUAAAUGGAACAAGCUAAACGCAGGGAACGUGGGCGAAAACAUUAGGGUUAUGACACGGAAGAGUGUCAAUGAUCCAGGUGAGCCAUCGGGGGUUGUGCUAAGCGCGGCAACCUCCGUUUGGCUACCAAUUUCUCCCCUAAGAGUGUUUAAUUUCCUUCGCAACGACGACCUCAGAAGCGAGUGGGACAUACUCUCCAAUGGCGCACCAAUGCAAGAAAUGGCUCACAUUGCUAAAGGACAUGACCAUGGCAACAGUGUGUCCCUCCUAAGAGCUAGUGCUAUUAAUUCCAGCCAGAGUAGCAUGCUGAUUUUACAGGAGACUUGCACAGACGCGUCAGGGUCGCUUGUUGUGUACGCGCCGGUAGAUAUUCCCGCGAUGCAUUUGGUUAUGAACGGCGGUGACUCCGCUUACGUCGCGUUACUUCCGUCAGGUUUCGCUGUGUUGCCAGAUGGACGUAUUAGCGGGGGUGAUAAUCACGGCGGCGCGUCGCAGCAGAGAGAGACGGGAUCUCUUUUAACGGUUGCGUUUCAGAUACUUGUGAAUAGUCUUCCCACGGCGAAGCUGACGGUGGAAUCAGUGGAGACGGUGAAUAAUCUUAUUUCAUGUACUAUUCAGAAGAUAAAAGCAGCACUUCAAUGUGAGAGUUAAAUUGCACGCGAUUUUGAGUGGAGCGUGGGAAGAACGCGAGGUGUGGAGUCAAGAACGAACCGCGCGUGGAAAAACUCUUCUAAUAGUGGUGAGGAUCGAGACAUGGUUGGGUUUGGAUGCACGAAGGAAAUGUGGUGGUUCGGGUAUUGACUCGGGUUCGGGUUGACCCAUUCAAUAUGCAAAAAUAUAUUAUGUUGUGAUAGUUUGUUUAUUGUGAUGAGAUGGCGAAGUUGUUUUGUUUGCAAUGCAUCUUUUACUCCUAA